Molecule: messenger RNA, 1272 nt
Organism: Trypanosoma rangeli
Lineage: Eukaryota; Euglenozoa; Kinetoplastea; Trypanosomatida; Trypanosomatidae
Exons: 1
Coding region: 1-1272 (423 amino acids)
Source: RefSeq, a predicted model, not a curated record
AUGAUGUCCAGGGGCUUUAAAAAAAUCUUUUAUGACGCAGCAGUGAGUAAUUUUACGGCAUUCGCCCUUCUCGCUCUUUGCUCUUUGCUCUUUUUUUUUUGCUCUGAGGCCACUGGUCGAGGCGACGUUGUUGUCGUUGACAUUAGAUACAAGGUAUACAUGCCAAGCUGUGAGCGUAUUCCGCUGCAUCAGUUUCACAGUGUGGAGUCGCGACGCCACACGGGUGAUUGUGUGCGGGACCUCACACACAGUAAAGAGUUUCGACGCUACGUGAGCCAUGUGGAGUACAGUGAGUCGUUGCAGGCAACGUGGUUUAUUGCUCCGAUUGGACUGACAAUUGCGCUUUACUAUCACCUGCUGCUCGUCCUCCGCGAUACGCAGACGGCGCCGGUUGGGAGGCCUGAGGCCAAUUUCAUACCCUCCUUACCGGUCACGGCGAUGCUACUCUUCUUUAUUGCGCCGUGCGUUGUCAUCGCUCCUUUUACUGGCUUCUUUGAGCCCCUUUCGCGUCGAGGGGCUUUGCGUCUAGUGGCGCUUUUGACGUUUAUCAACCUUAUUGUGGUUUCGUUUGGCGGUAGGUGGCUACACCACCCACCGUUCCUUCUCACUGCGCCUCCAAUACCGUGGUUCACUGGAAGACCUUCUGAGGUGAGGCAGCUACUCACUGCCACGCUAACGCGCGCCUUGCCCCUGCAAGGUGGCAUUGUGGCGGGGUGGCUGGUGUAUGUAUGGAGAAGAGUGCAGUGGCGGAAUGCCUGGCACGUUCCACUGCCGCUUGUUACGAUUCCUAUUCUUGUUGGCGUUUUUGGUUGUCUUUGGUUUUGCCUCACUAGUCGUCUUGUCCCAUUCGUGACGAGGUCAUCCUUCUCAUUUCCUCUGGAGGGUCUUGUCAAAGCAGUAAAUGGCGAUGCAGUGGGCAGCAUUCUCUCGAUGGUUUCAAUACUUCAGCAGGAGCUACUUAGCAUCUUUACCUGGCGUUCGCUGGCUGGGCCAUCGUCUGAGCAUUGGCUGAUGCACCAAGCGUGGUGCGCCGCCUUAUCUCUCUCUAUUUCCUACGCCCUGGGCCUGCUGUUGUCCUCGGUUUGUUGCGUGUUUGGGGGUGUCUUCUGGCUGCUCCCCACGCACCCAACGACGUGGGGGUUGUGCUUCAUUUCUUGUCUCGUGGGGGUCUACGCGUUACUGCAGAAUGACGGCAGCAAAAUGGGGCAUGUUUUGGGUCUUCUCGCACUCGCAUGCAUGCUUCUUCGCAAUGGCUUUGUGCUGACUUAUUGA